Molecule: messenger RNA, 1614 nt
Organism: Diaporthe citri
Lineage: Eukaryota; Fungi; Ascomycota; Sordariomycetes; Diaporthales; Diaporthaceae
Exons: 2
Coding region: 1-1614 (537 amino acids)
Biological process (GO): glutaminyl-tRNAGln biosynthesis via transamidation; mitochondrial translation
Cellular component (GO): glutamyl-tRNA(Gln) amidotransferase complex; mitochondrion
Molecular function (GO): glutaminyl-tRNA synthase (glutamine-hydrolyzing) activity
Source: RefSeq, a predicted model, not a curated record
AUGUCCCUCAAUGGCAGGCUGUCCAGCCUGCGCCCUCGGCUCGCCCAUACCUCGAGUCUGUCACUUCGCCCGCAGCGGCGAAGCUUGAACGAGUUCAUUACUCCAGCUUCCGAAGCCCAACACCCACUCCCACCAGCCUGUUUCCGCCUCGCCGUCAAAGACAACAUCGCAGUCGGACCCCAAGAUGGAAAGGCCCUACCCACGACCUGCGCCUCGGGCAUCCUCUCCUCCCACGAGUCCCCGUUCGAAGCCACCAUCGUCCGGCAGCUGAGGGAUCGUGGCGCCCGCGUCGUCGGGAAGACCAACCUGGACGAGUUCGGCAUGGGCACACACAACAUCAACUCCGCCUACGGCGCGGCGGCGCAGGAAGCAACACAUGACGGCAAGGAUAUCAAGCUGAGCGCGGGCGGCAGCUCUGGAGGCAGUGCCCUGGCGGUCGCGAGCGGCGAGGCGGAUGUCGCCCUGGGAACCGACACGGGCGGCUCCGUGCGCCUCCCGGCUGCGUACUGCGGUGUGGUUGGGUACAAACCGUCCUACGGGAUGAUCUCUCGAUAUGGAGUCGUGCCAUAUGCGAACAGCCUGGAUACGGUCGGGUUCUUGGCACGCGAUGUGCGGACGAUACAGGAGCUGGUUAUAGGGGGUGGCUUAUACAAGGAGCAUGACCCUCGGGAUCCAACGAGCCUCUCGUCGUCCGCGAGGGCACGAUGCACAGGAUCGAGGGAGUUCUACGUUGAAAAGUCGCAUGGGGCGCGGGAUGGGAAAGACCAUAAAGAACUACUACAGCCGCUGACCUUUGGGAUUCCGGUCGAGUAUAACAUCGCGGAGCUCAAGGGGCGGGUUCGCCAAGCGUGGGAGCAGGCCGCGAGUUUCCUGCGCGAUGAGAUAGGCGCCCGCGUCGUGCCCGUGUCGCUACCAUCGACGAGGCACGCCCUCUCCGCAUACUACGUCAUCGCACCCGCGGAAGCAUCCUCGAAUUUGGCCAAAUACGACGGCGUCCGCUACGGACUGAAGCAGCCCGAGGUCGAGGCGGCCCUGGACAGGGGCCCCGAGGAUGUGCUGUACUCUGCCGUGCGCGGCAGCGGCUUUGGCGCCGAGGUCAAGCGGCGCAUCCUGCUGGGCUCGUACACGCUGAGCUCCGAGGCCAUGGACAACUACUUCGUGCAGGCGCAGCGCGUCCGGCAGCUCGUGCGCCGCGACUUCGACGCUGCCUUCAGACUCCCGAACCCGCUGCGCGACGCGGACGGGGAUGGCGAGCAGCAGCAGGUCGCGCUGGCGGACAUGGACGAGCGCGUUGUCCUGGAGAACAAGCUCGGCCCACCGCAAGUGGACUUCCUGCUCUGCCCCACGGCGCCGACGCUGCCGCCGAGGCUGGAUGCCGUCCAGCAGCGCCAAGAGAGCAGCCCCCUAGAGGCGUACAUGAAUGAUGUCCUGACCGUGCCGGCGAGCCUGGCGGGGCUGCCGGCUGUCAGCAUACCGAAGAGCGUUGAUAUCAAGAGUCUGCCCACUGGGGAGCAGUGGAGGGGCAACGUGAUGGGUCUGCAAGUCAUCGGUCAGUAUUGGGACGAUGCAAGGCUUCUUGCCGCGGCCGAUGCUCUGAGCGCACUUUUGAGGUGA